Messenger RNA from Felis catus (domestic cat), 7892 nucleotides. It is a transcript of the gene RPS6KA6, whose product is annotated as ribosomal protein S6 kinase A6. Gene Ontology annotation, molecular function: magnesium ion binding; ATP binding; ribosomal protein S6 kinase activity. Bases 577 to 2811 code for a protein of 744 amino acids. The transcript is spliced from 22 exons. Gene Ontology annotation, biological process: protein phosphorylation. The record is from RefSeq and is a predicted model, not a curated record. NCBI's taxonomy places the organism in Eukaryota, Metazoa, Chordata, Mammalia, Carnivora, Felidae.
UGAAGCGUUAGCAGUGGCUUUUACUACUCUUCUCCCGCCUCUACACCCGGCGCGUCCGUCUUCCCUCUUACCCACCCCCAACCACGCUGUCCUCCGUAUCCACCCCCUCCUUUCUUUCCCACCCACUCAUCACCCCAGGCUGGGGAAUCUCCAUUGACGUUCGGGUGACGCUACUGUGCUGCCACUGUGGGUAGGUGGGGGUGGUUUCCAAGCGCUGCACAGGUAACGCCACCGCUGCCGCCAUAUUGACAGAGCUGGGGAUGGGGAGGGGGCCCUAGGAAGAGGGGUGGGGGACAGAGUCAACGCCAAGCGACAGUCGCGGCGGCGGCAGUGCUGAGCACCAGUCGAGAGGAGCUCUCCGUGAGGCAGCAGAGUUUUCUUGUCUAUUGGGGCAGCUGCCUGCGGUGGCGAUCCUCAGCUCGCAGCCUGUGAGCGGACGCUGCAGCGAGGGCAGCGGUGGCUGAAGCAGGGUCUGAGGGUUACGUGGGUGUUGGCGGCGGCAGGCAAGCUCAAACGACGGGAUGCGCGGUCGCUCCAGCGGUUGGCAGCUCCUGUUCAAGUGCUCCUGAAGGGGCAAUGCUACCGUUCACUCCUCAGGAGGAGCUUUGGAACCAAGAAAUGGAGGUGUUCGGAGGCGGCGCAAGCAGCGGCGAGGUGGAUGGUCUUAAAAUGGUUGAUGAGCCAAUGGAAGAGGGAGAAGCAGAUUCUUGCCAAGAUGAAGGAAUUGUUAAAGAAAUCCCUAUUACUCAUCAUGUUAAGGAAGGGUAUGAGAAAGCAGAUCCUGCACAAUUUGAGUUGCUCAAAGUUCUUGGUCAGGGAUCCUUUGGAAAGGUUUUUCUUGUUCGAAAGAAGACUGGUCCUGAUGCUGGGCAGCUCUAUGCAAUGAAGGUGUUAAAAAAAGCUUCUUUAAAAGUUCGAGACAGAGUUCGGACAAAGAUGGAGAGGGAUAUACUGGUGGAAGUAAAUCAUCCAUUUAUUGUCAAAUUACACUAUGCCUUUCAGACUGAAGGGAAGCUGUAUUUAAUACUAGAUUUUCUCAGGGGAGGAGAUGUCUUUACAAGAUUAUCCAAAGAGGUUCUGUUUACAGAGGAAGAUGUGAAAUUCUACCUUGCAGAACUGGCACUUGCUUUGGAUCAUCUGCACCAAUUAGGAAUUGUAUAUAGAGACCUGAAACCAGAAAACAUUUUGCUUGAUGAAAUAGGACAUAUCAAGUUAACAGAUUUUGGACUCAGCAAGGAAUCUGUAGAUCAAGAAAAGAAGGCUUACUCAUUUUGUGGUACAGUGGAGUACAUGGCUCCUGAAGUAGUAAAUAGGAGAGGCCACUCCCAAAGUGCUGAUUGGUGGUCAUAUGGUGUACUUAUGUUUGAAAUGCUUACUGGUACUCUGCCAUUUCAAGGUAAAGACAGAAAUGAGACCAUGAAUAUGAUAUUAAAAGCAAAACUCGGAAUGCCUCAGUUUCUUAGUGCUGAAGCACAAAGUCUACUAAGGAUGUUAUUCAAAAGAAAUCCAGCAAAUAGAUUGGGUUCAGAAGGAGUUGAGGAAAUCAAAAGACAUCUUUUUUUUGCAAAUGUUGACUGGAAUAAAUUAUAUAGAAGAGAAGUUCAACCUCCUUUCAAACCGGCUUCUGGAAAACCAGAUGAUACUUUUUGUUUUGAUCCUGAGUUUACUGCAAAAACACCUAAAGAUUCUCCUGGUUUACCAGCUAGUGCUAAUGCUCAUCAACUCUUCAAAGGAUUCAGCUUUGUGGCAACUUCUAUUGCAGAAGAAUAUAAAAUCACUCCUGUUACAAGUGCAAAUGUGUUACCAAUUGUUCAGAUAAAUGGAAAUUCUGGACAAUUUGCUGAAUUAUAUGAACUAAAAGAAGAUAUUGGUGUUGGCUCCUAUUCUGUUUGCAAGCGAUGCAUACAUACAGCUACGAACAUGGAAUUUGCAGUGAAGAUCAUUGACAAAAGUAAGAGAGACCCUUCAGAAGAAAUUGAAAUAUUGAUGCGCUAUGGACAACACCCCAACAUUAUUACUUUAAAGGAUGUUUAUGAUGAUGGUAGAUAUGUUUACCUUGUUACGGAUUUGAUGAAAGGAGGAGAACUACUUGACCAUAUUCUCAAAAAAAAGUGUUUCUCAGAACGGGAAGCUAGUGAUGUACUGUUUGUAAUAAUUAAGACAGUUGACUAUCUUCAUUGUCAAGGAGUUGUUCAUCGUGAUCUUAAACCUAGUAAUAUUUUAUAUAUGGAUGAAUCGGCCAAUGCAGACUCCAUUAGGAUCUGUGAUUUUGGGUUUGCAAAACAGCUUCGUGGAGAAAAUGGACUUCUUUUAACUCCAUGCUACACUGCAAACUUUGUAGCACCUGAGGUUCUUAUGCAACAGGGCUAUGAUGCUGCUUGUGAUAUUUGGAGCCUAGGUGUCCUUUUUUACACCAUGCUGGCUGGCUACACUCCAUUUGCUAAUGGCCCCAAUGAUACUCCUGAAGAGAUACUGCUACGUAUAGGCAAUGGCAAGUUCUCUUUGAGUGGUGGAAACUGGGAUAAUAUUUCAGAUGGAGCAAAGGAUUUACUCUCCCAUAUGCUACAUAUGGACCCACAUCAGCGGUACACUACAGAACAAGUAUUAAAACACUCAUGGAUAACCCACAGAGAUCAGUUACUGAAUGAUCAGCCAAAUAGAUAUGAUGCAUCACAUGUCAUUAAGGGAGUAGUGGUCACCACAUGUUCUGCCCUGACUCACAAGACCUUUCAACCAGUCCUUGAGCCUGUUGCUGCUUCAAACUUAGCUCAGCGACGGAGCAUGAAAAAACGAACAUCAACUGGCCUAUAAGAUUUCUAGUGUUCCUCAGCCAGACUGGAUGAAGAGAAAAUUAAAUGUGUGGCUUUUUGCCUAAUCUUAUAUCAAAGGCAUUGUUUUCUGGUACAUUACUUGAAUAUUCUGUUUAAGCCUCCUUUUUUAGGGAGAUGAGAUAAAAAAAAAUACACAGGUCCACAGUAUUCAUACUCUAUGUUGUUUUGUAGUGGUGUCCAAGUGUUUAAAUAUAUAAUUGGUGUCUAUAAGGUCCUAACAACUUCUCUGCACACUAACUUGUAAAGUUCCUUUCAAAUAAAGUUAUUUUAAUAGUUUUUCUAGUUUCAUAAAAUAAUGAUUUGGGGAAUCAGUACCAACAAUCAGGAUGCAAAUACAAUAGUAUAAUGCCAAGCAAUGCCAAUAUUUUUAACAUCAGAUCCUGAAGAAUAGGCUUUUUUUAAAAAGAAAACAAACAAAAAUGUAUUGUACAAACUUGUUUUUGCAUACAACCAAAGGACUACAUUCAUUUGUGCUAAUACAUGAGCUCCUGAUAUAGUUGGUGCCAAAAUUUUUACAGAGUCAAAUCACAGAUUAUGUAUUCAGACAGACCUAUAUAUUAUCCAUAAAUGUCCUCAUCUAGAAAUAAAGGUUUCCAUAAGACCUCUGUAAAAUUUACAUCUAAUGAAAUUAUGGUACAAAUGAAUAAAUUUUUUGGCCAAAGGCUUUAUAAUUGGUCUUGUAAUCUACUAAAUAGGUUAUAAUUAAGCCUUUGAAAAUAAAGUACAUGUGUUGAUACUACCUUCAUGAUAUGUAGACAUACUUUCAAUUUACUCAGUUGGAUUUAAUCAUAUUUUUCCCUUUGGUAAUGAACUACAUUUUUGUCUUUGGACUUUCAAAAUUUAAUUACAGUGUAGUGUAUUAAUUUACCUUGAAUCCUAUGGUUAUAUAGUUUAAAUUUUAUUGUAAUGGACUUGUGGGCUUAGCCCACAUGAUAUAAUACAAUACAUUUCAGUAAACUUUAAACAUUGCUACAAAGAGAUAAACUAACAAAAGAAAAUAAUAUUAAUGAUCUACAUAAAAUUCGAGCACAUUUUAAAUCUUAUUUAUGAAAAAAGUCUGGCAAAAUUGGUCUUAUUUUUAAAUUUAUGAUUUAGAACCAUGGGGUAGUAUAUAUUGUUAUCUCAAAUGAUAGAAUUUUAAAGAAUCUUUUCAUUUUGUUGAAGAAAAUACCAUUACUACUACUACUACUACUAGUACUACUACUGACAGAAAGAACUCAUGAAUGUAAACUGGAGGAUAUUACAGCUUUGUUUAGUGAAUAUAAGCGAACAACUUGUGUGUGCUAAGUGUACUGUUUUUUGUGUAUUUUGCUUAAUCCAGAGAGCAAGCUGAUUACUAAGCACUGAAGUAUAAAAUUUAGUCUAGAAGACUUGUAACUUUGAUAUUCAAUAAAGGAAACUAUACAUAUUCUCUUUAUAAUAUAAGUGAUAUAUAUUCCAUGUAAAAAGAUCUGUUUCUUUGGUAUGAUGUAUAAAAGUAUACAUCUUUACUUUGAGGUGUCUUUUGUAAUAAUUGAAAGAUUUAAAAACAUCUAAUGCCACAUGGAAAACAUUAUUUAGUAAUAGACAUGUACCAUAUCUUGUGGAUUUUUCUUUCCCAAUUUUGCCUUUUCUUUCCUCAUUUUGCUUUCUUACUAGAAUUACUUGCAUGUAACCAUUUGUGUUCAUAUAUUCUGACUUACUUUCCUCUUGUCGUUAUCUUAUUGGUGCUGUCAUGCCUUCUUUUUAUCAGAAUUAAUAUGACAAACUUAGAGGUAUGAUUUUGGUGUUGGACUUUUCAGAACAGAGAUACAAUUUCCAAGUAUUCUUUUCAAGUAGUAGCAUUAGGGUAUGUGAAAUUGGAAAGUGCAAAAUUAUCACAAAAUAACUUACAAUAUUUCUAUAUUAAUUAAUCUUUCCAUAUAAUUAAUUACAAUCUUUCUAAAUUAAUUAAUGGUUUUUAAAAGUAGAUUAUCUUAAUUAAUUUCUCACUGAGGUUGCUCAGAGGGGUAAUAUUAUACAGUCCUUUCAUGAAUGGAACACAAUCAGAAUUAAGCAAUGAACAGCAAGAUUCUUCAUCACUCAAUGAGGAUUGAAAAAUUAUAAAAAGACACAGAAACACUAGUAGAUUUUCCCUAUAAUGGUGCAAAACUUUUCUGCUGGAAAAUUCAAACAAAGUAGAUUUAAAAAAGUAGUAGGGACAACUUUAGUAUAAGGGAAAUCUUCAAAUUAUACUCUAAUUUUAUAGAAGGAAUCCAGAUAGGGACGCUUACUCAUGUACUUUUUGGCUAGAGCAAUAAAUUCAUAUGUAAAUGGGAGCUGUUUUGGUGGGGUUCCUAUAAAUGCUUAACCAGUAAAAACAAAUCCUUUCUAUAAAAUUUUAGUAUACUGUGGUUUCUAAUGGAUUCAUGAACAAUUAAUUUCCAUUGCUUUUCUUUUUAGUUGAUGGUUCUUGCUAGUAUUUACUGAUAGCACAAUUUAGGAGUUUUGUUGUUCUGGAAAGGAGAGGAUAUUGUAUUCUUAUUUUCCUCAGAGGGAAAACAUCAUGUUUGCUCAGAAAGACUAAGAAUCUAUGGUCCUAAAGCGCAUAUUAUCAUAAGUAAACACAGGAAGCCAUUGGUAAGUAAAUUAAUAUGUAGUGGUGGUGAUUUUGUGGGGGUGAAAUGGUUUCAGCCAAUUCAUGAAAAUCAAACUUGAGCCUCUUUUGUUAGACACAGAAAUGCCUAAACAUUAAUUUUUGCAAUGUAUUGCUAUCAGUAAUUAAACAUAAAAAAAACAUUUUUAUAGUAUGUCUGGUUAAUCCAAAAGGAUUUCUUAUGUGUAGACAACCCACAAACUUAAGAAUAGAUGUUUAAUGUUUACAAUGUCUCCUCAUUGAACAUUCAUGUUAGUGUAUUACUGCCCAUAGAAAUUUACUCAUACUGAUCGAAUAGUAUUUCCCUGGAAGUAAGAGGCCCUUCAUAUAUGAAAAAAGGAAAUAAUAAACCUGCUUAACUUGGCCUUAAGAUCAACUAGAAAACUUAGGUUUUAAACUAGGCAAAAUAUGUCUCUGGCAUUCUGUAUAUUCUCUUUCUCCUGCUUUCCAGUCCCCACAUGCUAUCCUACUUGACUACCUCACAGAGGACUCCAUGAUUAAAGCUUACUCCAGAAGGAUUUUGUGCCCCAAAGUACCUCACAAGCUUUCCCCUCCCCAAAUCAGAGCUUCCAUUCUCAAAGAGCAGUUAUAUUCAGCUAAAAGGGUGAAAGGAGAAUUAUCUUGAUAAAUUAAUUCUCAUUUUUCUGUCAAUGGCUAAUAAACAAUUGGUAUUUUUGAAGGAAGUUGCCCAUUAAUUUAAUGAAUUUCUAGUUGCUGGAUUUUUAGGCAGUUUAACCAGAUGAGAAUAAUUUUUUAUCAGUUAUUAUCAGGGAAGAUACUUCGGGACAAGGAAUUUACACAGUAUGCCCCAGGAUCAGAUUAUCCCAUAAAUGAUUUCCUUUUUGCACUGCUUCAUCCUUUCUACUUUUCAAAAUUCUUUUUCUCUUCCAAGAAAUUUCCAUGAUUUUUUAAUAAUUUUUCAUCAUUUACAUUUUGGUUUUAUUUUUUUUAUUUUUUAAAAUUUACAUCCAAAUUAGUUAGCAUAUAGUGCAACAAUGAUUUCAGGUAGAUUCCAAACUUUUUAAUCACAGUGAACUUCUAUGACAGAACGGUGUGGAGCGAGACAGUUGCUAAAUGCACGUUUAUCUGUAUUGUUGUUUCUCAUAGUAUAUAACCUAUGACAUAAGGAGUCUCCAGCCCAUCCCCCCAGCCUCUAUCCCUGUUUUUUAAUAAGCAAGAGUAUAGAAAGGUUGAAUGCAAUAUCAGUGGAGUCCAAGUCUCUAGAUCCUUUGUCUACAUUUCAGGACGCAGAGAUCCUCAAUGUUACUUCUCAACAAGAAUGAAAGCCAUAUUAAGUAUAGCCUGGUCAACUUCAAUCAAACUACUUUAGAACAAUUUCUUACAUUUCAAAACCUACUUAGGUAUUUUUGAUGUGUAUCUCAGUAUAAAUAAUUGCUGAAAUUAACAGAACAAUUCAGUAGUGUGCUAUCUGCCUUCCUAUGCAAGAGUGUAGUGGCAUUGAUAAUGAUUAUUCACAAAUACAUUAUACUUAUGGAUGCACUGUUCCUGGUUUUAUUCUUUCAAUAUAGUAAAAUCUAUCAAAUAAUUUGAAUAAAAUGAUAAUGCUUGAUCACCUAAAAUUCAGUUUGGUUGAAGGUAUUUAAGUCCUAAAUUAUAGGGAUAAGUUUCUUUGAAAUAAAAAGAAAAACACUAAGGAAAAGUAUUUUUAGAAUGUAGUAAUUCAAGUUUGUAUACGUAUAUUCCACAAAUUAUGUACCUUUUAUUGACCAGCAAGAAAUAUUAGUAAACGCUUAGAAAUAAGUCCAUAUGUGAUUACGAAGUUAGGAUUUGUUCUAUAUUCACAUUUCUAAACCUUCAAUAGUCAAUAGUCAUCAUUGGAUGACUGUUUUGCUUUCAUACUAUUUGUCUAAUUAUGUGAACGAAUUUUCUCUUCAAAAGGUAUUUAUUAAACAUCUAAUUUUAUGCAGAACAGUUAUGCAUAUUUUUUUGCAGAAUAUACUAUGUGCAUUAGUUUCUUAAUAAAUUGUCACAAUGUGACCAAUUGGAUUUAUUUGCUUUGUUCUUUCCUAUAAAACUAAUAAUGCUCAGGUCACAUUUGGGUUCUCCAGUUCACUCUCUGAAACUGAUACCACUAAUAGCAAAAAAUGUAAGUUUGUUCUUAAUUAUAAUAAAAUUAUUUCUAACAUCACAAAAGCAUUCUAGCAAAAAAAAUGUUUUAAGUUAUACAAGAAACCUUAAUUAAAUAUCCAAAUGCCAGCAUGGUUUGGGAAUGAGAAUUUAUAUUGCAUUAAAUUACACAGUACAAAAAAAAAGAGAGAAUAUGGUUUUUCUGUAUUUGAUUUAAAAAAAAACAAUAAGUAGCGUUAGUAGAUGUGAGUUACAUAGGGUUUAUGCAGCUAUAACAUGUUUGCUAUAGUUACAAUAAGAAAAAAUGUCUUUCCAACACUUCCCAUACAUUUUGGGAUUCCUAAACUUAUUUUCUGAUA